Molecule: messenger RNA, 3079 nt
Organism: Pseudophryne corroboree (corroboree frog)
Lineage: Eukaryota; Metazoa; Chordata; Amphibia; Anura; Myobatrachidae
Gene: OS9
Product: OS9 endoplasmic reticulum lectin
Exons: 15
Coding region: 41-2065 (674 amino acids)
Biological process (GO): endoplasmic reticulum unfolded protein response; retrograde protein transport, ER to cytosol
Cellular component (GO): endoplasmic reticulum lumen
Source: RefSeq, a predicted model, not a curated record
GUUUAGGACUGUGCAUAUUGUGGAAGGGCAGGCAGGGAAGAUGGCGUUAUCUGGGGUCGGUGCCCUUGUUACUGUCAGUCUGUGGCUGCUAUUUGGUAUCACGUCGGCGUCUUUGGGAUUCCUUAAUCUAGAGGAGCUGACGGAGAUGAAGUACGGAAUAGAGAUUCUGUCAGAGCCGGUGAUAAAGGGACAGAGUAAAGCUGGUGGCAUUGUGACGAUUUCCUCAAAGUACAAGCAGAAUUAUGAAUGCAAGCUCCCAGCGGUUGCUGUGAAAUUCCAGCAGGACAAGGAUGAAGAAUCUCAGGCCUACUCGGGGCUUGGAAUAGCUGAUCUUUUGAAGCCUAUGGAAGCAGCCCCAUGUCUGACAAAGACUAAAGACUGGUGGACCUAUGAGUUUUGUUAUGGAAAACACAUACAACAAUACCAUAUUGAAGAAACCGAGGUAAAAGGAGACAUACUAUAUCUUGGAUACUAUCAGUCAGAAUUUGACUGGGAUAAUGAGACUGCAAAGGCAUCGAAACACCACAAACUAAAGCGUUACCACAGCCAGAUGUAUGUGAACGGUUCUAAAUGUGAUCUGAAUGGGAAGUUGAGGGAGACUGAAGUUCGGUUCAUGUGUGAGGAAGGUUCUGGAGACUUCAUUGCCCGUGUGGAUGAACCACAGUCCUGUAAUUACGUGCUGACCAUUCACAGUGCUCGAAUCUGCAAUCAUCCUUUCAUGCGGCCUCCAACCACUGGCACCCCACAAGCCAUAAGAUGCCACCCUGCUCUCAGCCCAGAGCAGUAUGUUGAAUAUGUAAAAGCACAAGUCUCUGACACAAAGCGUAUAGUGGAGGAACUGUCUGAAGAAUUGAAGACCCUUGAUCUUAAAACAUUGACCCCUAAAAGAUCUGGUUCCACAGAUCAAGAAAAUCCACCUAGGAUGACAGAAACUGCAGAUCAGCAAGUGGAGACUGCAUCGCAAUCCCCUAUUGAGUCUGAGAGUACCGAAGAUGUUAUUGGGGAGCAAGAAGCCGAAGAGACUGAUAUCUGGAAUAAACUAAUCGAUUCACAAGACUCUGAAACGCAACCUCCAGAUACUGACACUAUGCAAGACACAUUCCCCACACUCAACACGCCUGCUGAGGAGCCACAAGAUUCACAAAAGACACUUCGUUAUAGAAUAAUAAGGAAUCCAGAAGACUUGGUGAAGUUUAUUACAGAUUUAAAGAAACAUCAUAAAAAGGAGGAGGAUGACGACUCUGAUGCUGAGAACAAAAAGUUGAAUAGGGGAGGAGAUACUAAUUCAGAGGCUGAAAUGACAGAUCCAGAGGAUGAAGAACAGGCCCUCAUGCAGGAGUUUGAGAAGGAGCUAGAAAACAUUCUGCUUCCAAAAUCUGAGGAAUCGCAGAUAAAGGAAACUGUGAAAACAGAAAUGGAGAAGGAAUUUGACAAUAUCAUUGAUGAGGCUCAGGAAGAGUUGGAAACUGAAGGGUUGAAGGGUGAGUUUGACCGGAAGCAAGCAUCAAAAUCACUUGCCACCACAUUGAACAAAUUAAUAGAUAAACUAGACAAUACUGCCGUGGAGAAAGAAGACGAGACAGACACGGUGGAGAACAAAGAAGUUAUGACACCAGGCAACAAUGAGCCCGUUGCCAGAGGGCCAACUGAUGACCGUUCGGAUGGCCGUGUAAAAGUCAGGGUCACUAAGAUACGGCGAGGCAGCUCUGAGCAUCCAGAGAGGAAGGUGAAAGAAAUGAGCAGCGAAAACCCACAGCUGAGACACAUUGAGAAUGUUGUUAAAGAACUGCUUGAAAAGGAAGGCCUGAAGGCAGAAGGUAAAAUAGAGAUUAAAAUCCUUACAGGUGGUUUUGGUGAUGAUGAUGAUGGACACUGGCUUUCAGAUGAGGACACAAGGAACCUGAAAGAUAUAUUUUUCAACAUACUGAUUCAAGGUUCAGAGGAUGCCCACAAAGAGCAGAAGAGGCAACAGCAGCUUGAGGAUAAUUAUCGUUUUGUCUGGAAUAAAAAUGACGAUUCACAAAGCACCAGUGCUUCUACGGAAUCAGACGAUGUGGAUUUCUAACCUAAAUGUCCAGGAAAUUGACCAGCACAUACCAGGCUGCCAACCUUGCCGUGUGAACUUGAGCUUUGUAACAAACCUUUUAGGAUAAUGUGCUGCUUUAUGAGAAUAGGAUUUUCCAAACCUAUGGAAGGAUAUGCAGAUGCCUCAUGCUUAGUUUACAACCAGUUUGACUGGUUACUGGAUGUGCAAUCCAAACAAUAGGAGAAUAAUUAAAAAAAAAACUGAAUUUAUUUGGAUUUAUUUUUCCUUUAGCUUUGCUGAAGUGAGAAGGCAGGUUUGUCCAUAAGAUUACCAAACAUGAUACGUGUGAUUACAGCCUCUCCCACUGGUAUGAACUUUACUGUACUUUCAUUUUUAAUAGUGCUUUUGGUAUUAACUGCCUUUUCCAUCUACUGUGAAUUCUCUUCAGUGGAAACCUCUUCUAAUCCUCUAGGAAUGUUUCCUAGGUAUACAGAAAUGCGUAUCUAUAAGAUAUAUCUAUGACGCAAUGAGAAGAAAAAUCUUCCUGUAAAGGAAAGAGCAGUUAUUUUAUCCAAAAAGAUUGCACACUUUGCUAUUGUAUAGCUCAGGAAUAAAUACACAUUUUUUUUUUUUUUUUUUCAUUCAGAGUUUAAAAGUCAGCACAAAGACUGAGCAUCCCCAGUCUACCAUUGCUAUAAAUGAAGGCUUUGAGAGAAAAUCUUCAUCUCAUUUUAAAUGUAUUUUUGACAACUUUAUUGUUGUUAAAGGAUAGUAUGGUUCUAGCACAUGAAACAGUUGAUCAUUGUAUCCUGCAGGAGAGCUGCACCACAUCUUGUUUUCUUACAGGAUUUGUUUGAAGAGCAUAAAAAAAACUCCAGACUUGCUAAAUUUGUGUCAUUUUGCAAUAAGUUUUUUUUUUUUUUUUUUGAGUCAAGUUUUUGUAAUUUGAUUUUAAUUUUUUUUUUCUUGCUUCUCUGAGGUUUUGAGUAAUUUAUGUUAAUUUUGUCCUGUGUAGAGAUAUUUAUUACAAUAAAAUGCUUUACUUUAAUUUUA